Syngnathus acus (greater pipefish) is the source of this 1281-nucleotide messenger RNA. RefSeq lists its product as uncharacterized. NCBI's taxonomy places the organism in Eukaryota, Metazoa, Chordata, Actinopteri, Syngnathiformes, Syngnathidae. The record is from RefSeq and is a predicted model, not a curated record. Bases 143 to 895 code for a protein of 250 amino acids. The transcript is spliced from 4 exons.
AACUGUCAUUCCAGGACAUGUUGAAACAAACGCAUCAUACCAUACAAGUUUGGAUUCAACACUGACGAGAAGUCACGCGCGGGCUUCGCUGAGAUUAAGUGGAUAAACCUGGACAACAAAAGUCACGGUGUGUGCAGAAAACAUGGUAAAAAGAAGCAUUUUUUCCUCUGGUGUGUUGACAUGUGUGUUCAACUUUUCCACCAUGUGGCUCGCUAUGGCAUUUGCCACUACUGAUGUGGUGAUGGAGACGACCCCCAACAUGACAGUUGGCUGCAGGGACAACGUAACCCUGACAUGCGAGGCCAACUCGGCCAAACUGUCGAAUGUGAAGGAUGUGAAAUUAUUCUGCUGGAAUGACCCAAACAAUAUAUCAAUUUGUAAUACUACGGUCAACACCUCCAUGUGUCGGUACGAAACGGAUGGAUCCUCCCAUAAACUCUCUGUGACAAUCGUCGACAUCAUGCCAAUCCACGAAGGAAAGUAUCUCUGUAAAUUACACUCGAAACUAGGAACGAAAUACAGUGCCACUUUUAUAACUGUACAAGGUUGCCUUGGAAAUCAAUAUUACUUUGUUAAUAACUCAAUGGCAAAGUGCAAGUUCAACGGAGUUUACAGCAAGGGUGACAUCCAUUGGUUCGAAGGAGAUCAGAAGUUAAACUCGAGCUCAAAUGGAGUUAUGGACAAAUAUGGGUGCUAUGAUAUUACGAGCGCAAUUGAAGUACAGAGCGGAAAUCAUACUUAUUACUGCAGAUUAUGGAUAAACGAUUUGAGACGUUAUGUUUCAACUCAAAAGGUGGUUCCAGAUUUAAAAAAUUCAUUUGGGAGCAAAGGUGAACAUCAGUGGAUUUGUAUGUUGUUACCGGCCAUUUUAGUGACAUUUAUCGUGAAAGUUUGAAUUUAUGCACCAGAAUUGUAUUUUUCGAAAUUUGUUUUAUAUUACAGGCUUGUUUUUAAACAGGAGUCUCAUAUCUAUAUUUUUCUUCAGGCAGUUGGAGCUCACAGUUAUUAUACGCUGAACAUGGAGGGUCAAUAUCAACUCAUUCAGUGCCAUUGACGGUUAUAGACGUUAAAGAUAUUUACUGGGUUGGCAGUGAAUGAGUUAAGGAUGUCCUGAAAAUCGGAUACAUGGAUUUCUUCACCUGAAACAAAUCAAUUGUCCAAACUGGACACAAAGAUUGCAGUUGACUCGAUAAGCCUUUGUAUUAGCCAUGUUGAGCGCUUGUCUCUAAGACACCGUUGUCAUGGUAAACUGAAAGCCCAUUCAAUAAAAUGUACGAGAUU